This is a messenger RNA of Zasmidium cellare ATCC 36951, 2715 nucleotides long. RefSeq lists its product as uncharacterized. The record is from RefSeq and is a predicted model, not a curated record. Gene Ontology annotation, molecular function: DNA-binding transcription factor activity, RNA polymerase II-specific; DNA binding; zinc ion binding. Bases 1 to 2715 code for a protein of 904 amino acids. Gene Ontology annotation, biological process: DNA-templated transcription; regulation of DNA-templated transcription. The transcript has 2 exons. NCBI's taxonomy places the organism in Eukaryota, Fungi, Ascomycota, Dothideomycetes, Mycosphaerellales, Mycosphaerellaceae.
AUGGAUCACGCUACGAAUGCGCCGGCCCCGCCGCCCACUCACUCCAAGCAGUAUGUCUUCGUCUCCGAAUUCCAGAGGCACAAGCGCCUCAAGGUCAUGCGAGCCUGUGAUGGCUGUCGGAAACGCAAAAUACGAUGUGACGGCGCUCUGCAAAACGGACCGUGGCCCUGUGGAGCUUGUGUGCGUCUCAAGCUGAAAUGUAUCCCUCCAACACUAUCCGACCAAGACGACGAUGAAUCGACACCAGACAGCGCUUCGGGCCAGCAGACCUUUUCCUUUCAAAAUACCACCUUCCCCACCAGCAGCCCCGUCAACAGCAAGCCCGGAAAUGGAGUUUCAACCCAACCUCAGAUGGACCACGAGUGGGCCGCGUCCGUACCGCCACACAAGACACCGACUGUUCACCAAGACAUCCAGCACGACUUCGACCCCAGCGCAUACCACCACCAGGCCUACCAACAGCAACUUCCUCCCCAGCCAGCAUACAGUCCAGAGCAGUACUAUGCCCAUGCUUCUGGACCCGCGCAUUUUCAACAAAGUGGCCAAACGCCAAGCUUGCUUCGUACGCAGACUGAGGCGUCGGGCAGCUCGAGUGGCGAUCCACAGGAGAUUGAUGCCUCUCUCCGCGAGCUCUCUGAGCAAAUGGGCGACCUGAAGAUUGACAUUACUUCUGCCGCGCCAUACAUCAUGAGGCCACACAACGCAGCCGAUGCCCCUGCGGUGGACGAGGCGGAAGUGAUACUACCGCCUUCCGUCUAUAGCGACCCAACCGCUCGGAUUCCGCCGGAAAUGAUGCCUUCUGAGGAACGAGCGAUGGACUACUUCAUGUACUUCUUCGAGCACAUUCAUCCUUAUUGCCCCGUGCUCAAUCGGGCCCAGUUUUACCAACAAUGGCGAACUGCUCGCGGUUCCAUCUCACCUUUGAUUUUGGAAGCUAUCUUUGCAUGUGUUGCGCGAUAUCUAGAAGAGCCGAUUGAAUCUCGAAAAUGGCUGGCCCUGGCAUCCAGGCACGAAGAAAGCUUCAAGGAUGUGCCUCGUUUGAGCACCAUCCAAGCUAUGAUUAUACUGAUGAAGGCACGAGAAAGUAUUUCGAAACGAGGAUAUUACUACCGUUCUUGGAUGGCCGUACGAUAUAUGACCAACAUGGCGAUUGAUUUGGGUCUUCAUGAACACAUUGACAAGCAUCUUCCCGAGGAUGUUUGUGCUUUGAACAAGUCUGAAUGCCUCAUUCACACAAGAGUGUGGCAGUCGAUAUUUGUUUUGGAGAUGUUGGUAGGAGCACCACAAGGCAGGACAGACUUCGCGGUUGAACCCGAGACUGUCCAAGUGAGCCUCCCUCUACCUUCACCUGACAUCAAUGCAUACGAACACCAGGCUUCACGACGAUCAUGUUUUAUGGCGCAGGCAGUCAAGAAUAUCAAAUUAUCGAAUCAUCUUUGGCAGACGUUGCGGAAGCAGAAGAAAGACUGGGCUCUUGAUCCCGCGUUCGUACGACACAACGAAGACCUACCGAACUGGUUGAGAACCCUGCCGGCAGACUUUCAGAUACAGCACCCAGAGGACGGAAGCCCGCCUUGGCUUGGUGGAGACCACUUUGUGGCGGGCCUCCAUACUUAUCAUCACCUGGUCGUGAUUAUGCACCAUCGGCCACAAAUGCAGGCGCUGCUAGAGAAGCGUGAUCCCGCGUUCAAGGCACAGCUGGAUAUUUGUCUGUCUUCUGCAAUGCAGAUGUGUCGCAUUCAGGAGGCUCUGUAUCGUGACUUUGGCUUCCAUGGUCUUCAUUUCAUGCUUCGCGGGGUCAACUUUACGAUCUACUGCGUCUUGACCUGCACGAUACUACAUUUGGCUGCAAUCACAUCUCCUGACCCGGUGUUCAACACCCAAGCUCGACUCUACUUCACGAGGCACAUGCGAGUGCUCGAGCACUGUCUUCCCUCUUCGCCUCCCGAGAUGCAAGUCCAGAUCAACGCACUGCGAGAAGCUUUCAGCGCAGACACUUCUCUACCCUUCGACCUGAAACCUACGCUGGGUCUGCGAAGUCCAAGCAUCGACAACCACCCGACACCUCCAAGCACAAACUCUGGCCCUACGAGCGCCCCAGUAACCAAUCAGACCUGGUCGAACCUGGAUGCAGCAUCUUCCAAGACCAUGACACCCACGACAGAGUAUGGUCAUCCAUUCGAUGCCAUGACUAGCCAAGGAAUCGCAGCCCGCCCACCGAUGUCUCAUCACAGCAACAGCUACGAGAUGCCUCCUCACACCUCUUACUCUCCCCAGCACCUGCAGCAGGUCACGUCUGCACCACAAAUGGGCUACGCCCUGGAACCAGUCAUCAGCAAUGACCAGCAGACACCUGUCUGGGAUCCAUCUGGCAUUUUCAACCAGUGGAAUACCGCGUUCGGAGGUGCUCAAGCUCCACCGCAGCACCCAUCACCUCCUGAUCCUCGCAGCAUGCAACCCACUUCUGCACCCAUGAUGCCCAAUCAGCAUUCGCCGCUCAGCGCCAAUGCAAUGUACGGCGCACAACAUCUUCCGGUCAACGCCACCGCUGUCGUGCCAGAUACGGCACCUGCUAUGCCGACAGUAACACCGGUAAUGUGGCAGGACGCCUUUACAAGCGCUUACGUAUCUGGACAUGGUCAGAAGAGGUACCGAGAGGCGAGUGUCGACCAUUCCGCGUAUGCCCAGUAUCCGACCAGCAAACGUCGUGGAUAG